Messenger RNA from Phyllostomus hastatus (greater spear-nosed bat), 2913 nucleotides. It is a transcript of the gene SERINC1, whose product is annotated as serine incorporator 1. The record is from RefSeq and is a predicted model, not a curated record. Lineage: Eukaryota; Metazoa; Chordata; Mammalia; Chiroptera; Phyllostomidae. The transcript is spliced from 10 exons. Bases 117 to 1478 code for a protein of 453 amino acids. Gene Ontology annotation, cellular component: membrane.
GGGGCGGGGUAAACUCUGCGCCGGAAGUGGCUCGUAGAUCGUAAAUAACUUGGAAAAGGCAAGAAAGGCACUGUCUCCAUUUUGUUGGCGUUGGCUGAUUCUGCCACGAUUUGGAGAUGGGGAGCGUCUUGGGACUGUGCUCCAUGGCGAGCUGGAUACCGUGUUUGUGUGGCAGUGCCCCAUGUUUGCUGUGCCGAUGCUGUCCGAGUGGAAACAACUCCACUGUAACGAGGCUGAUCUAUGCUCUUUUCUUGCUUGUUGGAGUGUGUGUAGCUUGUGUAAUGUUAAUACCAGGAAUGGAAGAACAGCUGAAUAAGAUUCCUGGAUUUUGUGAGAAUGAGAAAGGUGUCGUCCCUUGUAAUAUCCUGGUUGGCUACAAAGCUGUGUACCGCUUGUGCUUUGGCUUGGCUAUGUUCUAUCUUCUCCUCUCUCUGUUAAUGAUCAAAGUGAAGAGCAGCAGUGAUCCUAGAGCUGCAGUGCACAAUGGAUUCUGGUUCUUUAAAUUUGCUGCAGCAAUAGCAAUUAUUAUUGGGGCUUUCUUCAUUCCAGAAGGAACUUUUACAACUGUGUGGUUUUAUGUAGGUAUGGCAGGUGCCUUUUGCUUCAUCCUCAUACAGCUAGUCUUACUUAUUGAUUUUGCCCAUUCAUGGAAUGAAUCAUGGGUUGAAAAAAUGGAAGAAGGAAACUCGAGAUGUUGGUAUGCAGCUUUGUUAUCAGCUACAGCUCUGAAUUAUCUGCUGUCUUUAGUUGCUAUCGUCCUGUUCUUUGUUUACUAUACUCAUCCAGCCAGUUGUUCAGAAAAUAAAGCGUUCAUCAGUGUCAACAUGCUCCUCUGCCUUGGUGCUUCUGUAAUGUCUAUACUGCCCAAAAUCCAAGAAUCACAACCAAGAUCUGGUUUGUUACAGUCUUCAGUAAUUACAGUCUAUACAAUGUAUUUGACAUGGUCUGCUAUGACCAAUGAACCAGAAACAAACUGCAACCCGAGUCUGCUAAGCAUAAUUGGGUACAAUACGACGAGAACUGCCCCAAAGGACGGGCAGUCCGUCCAGUGGUGGCAUGCUCAAGGAAUUAUAGGACUAAUCCUCUUUUUAUUGUGUGUGUUUUAUUCAAGCAUCCGUACUUCCAAUAAUAGUCAGGUUAAUAAGCUGACUCUAACAAGUGAUGAAUCAACUUUGAUAGAGGACGGUGGAGCCAGAAGUGAUGGAUCCCUUGAGGACGGAGAUGAUGUUCACCGAGCUGUAGAUAAUGAAAGGGAUGGUGUCACUUACAGUUAUUCCUUCUUUCACUUCAUGCUUUUCCUGGCUUCCCUUUAUAUCAUGAUGACCCUUACCAACUGGUACAGGUAUGAGCCUUCUCGUGAGAUGAAAAGUCAGUGGACAGCUGUCUGGGUUAAAAUCUCUUCUAGUUGGAUCGGCAUUGUACUAUAUGUUUGGACGCUGGUGGCACCACUUGUUCUUACAAACCGUGAUUUUGACUGAUGAGGACUUCUGGCAUGAAAGUCCCAAUGUAAUCAUUGCUUAUUUGAAAUUAACAGUAUUUCCAACUUUUGUAAAGUUGUGUGCGUGUGUGCUUCCCAUGAUACUUCUCCAGUGUCCUGGCAUGAAUUAGAUUUUACUGCUUGCCAUUUUAUUCAUUAUAUUCUUGUCAGGCGUGUUGCUAAGGAGUGUUAGAAUGAAUUGCAGAGGUUUUAUGGUAUGGUGGUGAGUUAGGAAAGGUGGACAUUGUGAAGUUUAUCCUGUUCUGUACCUGUGAACAUAAUAGUAAAAAAAGGCUACUUGACAAUUUGACUUUUAAAUUGUGUUAGAACUUAAGUGUAGAAAGUAUAAAGGAAGUGAGUGGCUGCCUUUUGAAAUAUUUGAUGUCUUGCUCUGGGAGACUGCAAAGAAUACGGCUAUUUAAAAAUUGUAUAAGCGAGUCACUUAAAUUUGACAGUUGUCUCAAAAACAUUUUUAGGUUUUUCCCUUGGUAUAAAGAUAGGAAACUUAUACAGACAAUGUUUGAUGGAAAGCAGUGUAAGUUAGGAUGGGAAUUGAGGCAGAGACUUAAACUCAUAUUGGUAAUGGAAACUCAAAUUGAACACCCAAUUAGGUUUUAAUCUUCCCAGAGUAGGGAUGGCCUUACAACACAGUAAGCUUUGUUUUGGUCAUUAUAAACAUGUAAAGUAUGGGUUCAGUGGAGACAAUAGGAACUCUGGAGGAUUUAGACAAAGGUUUUAAAAAGGAUAAUCAUGAAUUAGAAGGAAGUUGUUGAAAUCAAAGGUGAGAAACUUUGGACAGGACAGCAAGAAACUGCAAAAAAGUAGGCUUCAGUAGAUACUUAGACAAAAUCUAGUGCAGUCCUGCCAUUUUAAAAAAGAAGCAACAGAAGUACAGACUUAAACAGCUCAGAUAGCUAAUUAGUGGCAAAGCUCAGAAGGUCUGAGUCUGCCCAAAACAGCUGACAUUCCUUCUGGCAUUCACAACUAAUUUGUUAAAAAUACACGCAUAAUAGAUUUUACACCUGACUAGUUGUAGGUACUUUGUAUUGUGAAUUGCUGGUGUCCAGCUUGCCACCUGCCUGUAAACUGGGGCCCUGAGAAUGGUGGAAUGCUGUAGAAUAAACUCCUGCUUAUAGUUCACUUACACAGUUGAAAGGAUGUUUUAAAAUGCUUUUUUAUCUGCUGCCAUCUAAGUAAAAUAUAUAGAUUGUUAUAAUCUUAAAAAUUAUGCAGUAUGUAACAGCUAACUUAGAAACUUAGUUACUUGUGUCAUCAGUGUCUUAAUCUUAUCCCCCCAAAAACCUACAUUUGCUUCUAAGAUAUUUAUUUAAAUGUAAUGUAACAAUACAGCUAAUUCCCCAACCUUAUUCUCUAUUGAUAUUGUAUUCUAUGAUUUGAAUGACUGUAUUGUCUCUAAAUAAAUAAAUUCAGAGAAA